This is a messenger RNA of Penicillium verrucosum, 576 nucleotides long. RefSeq lists its product as uncharacterized. Gene Ontology annotation, cellular component: nucleus. The transcript has 2 exons. Gene Ontology annotation, biological process: regulation of transcription by RNA polymerase II. Bases 1 to 576 code for a protein of 191 amino acids. Lineage: Eukaryota; Fungi; Ascomycota; Eurotiomycetes; Eurotiales; Aspergillaceae. The record is from RefSeq and is a predicted model, not a curated record. Gene Ontology annotation, molecular function: RNA polymerase II cis-regulatory region sequence-specific DNA binding; DNA-binding transcription factor activity, RNA polymerase II-specific.
AUGACAUGGCCCUAUGAUCAAAGCUGGGAAGAGGCCCGUAUCUACGGGUAUAGUCUGGACAAUCCUACCCAGACCUUCCCUCAUCUAGCCCCUGAUCUCAACUGGAGCGCCCAUGCAGAAUUCGAAAUGUGCAUUCCCAAUGCUGUACCUGUCACUUCCAACCUAUCGCCUCGCCCCCAGCUGAAUUCCUUGGCGGCGCAGGGAGGAUCUACUCGUGCCAUGUCACCUAGCGUGCCCCACCAACCGAACACCUCGAAUCCUGUAAUUGUCUAUCCAAACCCCCCAAAGGAGUCGGCUGUAAUUUCCAGGGGAGAGAACAACACUCGAAACCGCGCUAGAGGAUGCCAAAUCAGCAGUUCACCCCCGCACAGCCCCCAUGAGUCGGAGUUCCAAUGCAAGUGGGACGGCUGUGGCUACCGAGGCACUUUCAAACGGGAAUCCUCCCUCAUCCGCCAUAUUCGGAAAAUACACGUCAGCCCUCUGGCUCAUCUAUGUACGGUGGAGGGCUGCGACAAGGCUUUUAAUCGUGCGGACAAUCUGGUUCAGCACACACGAAACAAGCACUAUACUUACUAA